Molecule: messenger RNA, 888 nt
Organism: Rotaria sp. Silwood1
Lineage: Eukaryota; Metazoa; Rotifera; Eurotatoria; Philodinida; Philodinidae
Source: the annotation of a GenBank genome assembly
AUGAGCAUAGUUUAUCAUGAUAUAAAAAAAUUAAAAGCUAUUGGUUUUCAUCAUUUGAUUCUAUUUUUCAUUACUCUAUUGUUUCUUUUUUUUACUUUUGGACUACCUCAAUUUCAACCUCAGUUUAUCACAUCGAUAUAUAAAUAUUUUAACAGCAGAUUAAAUUCUACUAUUCAAACAAAUAAAACAUCUCAAUUAGCUAAAAUUGUUGUUGUAUCACAUUUUAAUGAAGAUUUAGAUUGGCUUAAUUUAUUGCUUGGUGAUCAAAUUUCAUAUAUUAUUUAUACACGAUCGAAUAAUCCAUUACCACAUCCACAUAAGAUUAUAAUAAAUAAAGGCAGAGAAGCUGUAGCCUAUCUUCAAUAUAUUGUUGAUCAUUAUUCAAAUUUACCUUCAUCAAUAGCUUUUGUUCAUGGACAUCGAACAUCUUGGCAUCAAAAAGAUCCAUCAGAUAUUGUGAUUGCAUUACGAGCAUUACAAUGGAAUAAAUAUAAUUAUAUGCCACUAACUAGUGCAAAGACUCAUUGUACAUUUAAACAGAAUUCAAUCGAUCCUCAAAUAAAAAUUAAUUAUGAAUUAUGGCAAGCUGUUUUACAAAAAGAACUUGGUCCUCCACCAGAAAAUGGAGUACAAACACAUUGCUGUGCAACAUUUGUUGUUAAAAGACAAGCUAUUCUUGCUCAUCCAAAAAUAUUUUAUUCAAAUAUUAUUGAUUAUAUUCUGGCUAGUCCAGAAUCAGAUCAAUUGACAGGUAGAACACUUGAAUAUACUUGGCAUAUGAUCUUUGGUGAACAAGCACAUAUUAACUAUAGUCCAUGUGAUAUAUUUGUAUGUGAUUCAAGAGGACUUAUUUCUGUUCCAUCGACUGAACAAAAAAAACCUCAAUAA